Phascolarctos cinereus (koala) is the source of this 1337-nucleotide messenger RNA. Its product is annotated as mitotic-spindle organizing protein 2B-like. The record is from RefSeq and is a predicted model, not a curated record. Gene Ontology annotation, cellular component: centrosome; spindle. NCBI's taxonomy places the organism in Eukaryota, Metazoa, Chordata, Mammalia, Diprotodontia, Phascolarctidae.
GCCUCAAGAGGAAACAUGAUAGCGCUGGCCAAGCGCAGCCUAGGUGACGAGUUCCCUGUGCGGAAGUGUCCAAGCCAGGCUGGCUGGCCCGGGUCUGAGACGCUACAGAGCAGAUUCCUGGCCUGUCUCCUGAGACAGAACGUCGGCUCCCUGAGGACAGGACCCGCUCCGCUUUGGCCUGAAUCCCCAGCGCUUCCGGAUGGAUGUGGAUGGGCCCGGAACAGAGCUGCACCAGACGUCUCUGUGCAUUCAUGCGCACUGCAGGACCUGAACGUGCUGCAGGGAGAGACGCGGCGGGCGGCGUGCGCCGAAGAGCCUGGGGGCGGGACCUCCGCGAGACUGAUGGGGGACGGGGCCCGGCCUGGGGGCGGGACUGACACCGCCUGGCAGUCUCUCCGGGUUGGGACGGGUCUGGGGGCGUGGCUCAGUCCGGCCUUAGCGCGCGGUGCCCCGGCCGGGCCAGGAUGGCUGCGGCGGCGGCGGCGGCGGCGGCGGGGGAGGGGGCGCGGCAGGCCCUGGGGCCGGGCCCGGGGAGGCCCUGGGGCGGGCGGGCCGGGCCCAGGCCCCCCGGGGCUGGAGGCUGCGCUGCAGAAGCUGGCGCUGCGGCGGAAGAAGGUACUCAACGCCGAGGAGACGGAGCUCUACGAGCUCGCCCUGGCAGCCGGCGGAGCCAUCGACCCCGACGUGUUCAAGAUUUUGGUGGAUUUACUGAAGUUGAACGUGGCCCCCCUGGCUGUCUUCCAGAUGCUGAAGUCCAUGUGUGCGGGGCAGAGGCUGGCCACGGACCCUCCUGGGCCCGAGAGCAUGGGAUCCGCUCUGCCACUGUCCGCCUUGCCCGACACGAGAGAGGGCUCAUUUGUCUCUGCCAAGAACAGUAAAAACCCCCCGGCACCCUCCUUUUCCUCGGCCCUCCGGCCUUCUCCGCGCCAGGCCGCCGCCGCCGCCGCCACCCAGACCGCCCUUUGUUCGCCUCCCUCUCACAGGGCCCCAGGGAGAAACAGGAGCAGUGGGGCAGCCGUACUGGGGGAGCGUGGUGGCCGAGAAGGAUCAAGCCAGCGGAUGCCCAGGCAGCCCAGUGCCAGCCGGCUGCCCAAGGGGGGCAGCACUGGCAAGAGCCCCACUCGGAACAGUAACUGAGAGGGCACGAGGGUGCCAUCAUUCACCCAGCGCUCAUACUGACCCUGAAAUGCUUGAGAAUGGGAAUUUAGCAUAAAUAGUCAUAGGAUGUCAUUUAAUAAACAGACUGGAAGACAAGGGGCGACAUUCUGGGUAACAGGAAAAAUGUCCUCUUGGCUUAUGUCUCCUCCCAUCAAUAAUAAACCAUGUUCUGAAAUAGA